Lacerta agilis (Sand lizard) is the source of this 539-nucleotide messenger RNA. Its product is annotated as protein S100-A7-like. Lineage: Eukaryota; Metazoa; Chordata; Lepidosauria; Squamata; Lacertidae. Gene Ontology annotation, molecular function: calcium ion binding; transition metal ion binding. Bases 97 to 477 code for a protein of 126 amino acids. The transcript is spliced from 3 exons. The record is from RefSeq and is a predicted model, not a curated record.
CUCGGGGAGGCAUAUAUAAACAGCGUCAGGAGAGCCCUACAUCACAUCCACAGCUAGGAACCACCUGGCAAACACGGUCGAUAGAGAUUGCAGAGGAUGGCAACCCACUCCCACUCCCACUCUCCGGCUACUCAUCCCAAGGCUCCGAGCACAUCGGAUAGUUUGCCUCACUGCACUCUGGAAUUGGCGCUCGAGAUCAUUGUGAACAUCUACCAUCAAUUCGCUCCUCGGGAAGGCAAGGAUGAUUUCUUGAGCCUCAAGGACAUGACGGAGCUUCUCAAGAGCCAAGCUCCCACUUUCCUGGCAGCCUGUAACAGAAACCGUCCAGACUACAUUAAACAUCUCUUCAAAAAGGCGGAUGUUGACAAGACCGGACAACUGACUUUUGAGGAGUUCACCAAAGUGUUUGCUGUCCUGGCAGACGAUGCCCAUCGCCUGAGUCACGGUGAGGACCGAUGUGGCCCACACAACGACUGAGCUCCCCCCAUAAAUUGGUAUUGCCUGUUGUAAAAGCUGCCAAAUAAAGGAUCUGCGUGAGA